Molecule: messenger RNA, 2418 nt
Organism: Fraxinus pennsylvanica
Lineage: Eukaryota; Viridiplantae; Streptophyta; Magnoliopsida; Lamiales; Oleaceae
Source: the annotation of a GenBank genome assembly
AUGCUGAGAUUGAAGUGUUCUAAACGUAAACCUUUACAGUCAGCUCUUGCAGCAAGACAUCUGAUCAAUAAGAACAAGGUGGAAGUGAUUCUUGGACCAAGAUCAUGGGAGGAAACAUCCACCGUUGCUGAGGUUAGUGAACGCUAUGAUGUUCCAAUUCUUUCAUUUGCCAAUUCUAGUCCACCAUGGGCGGCUGAGCGUUGGCCAUUCCUCGUUCAAGCUGCGGCAGGGACACACGUGCAAAUGAAGGCAGUGGCUAAUAUAAUUCAAUCGUGGGGGUGGCGCUGGGUGAAUGUAAUAUAUGAGGACUCAGAUUCAGCAGCCAAUGGAAUCAGUCCUUAUCUAUAUGGUGCUUUCCAAGCUGUUGAUGUUGAAAUAAGCAAUCUUUUACCCCUUUCUUCUUUUGCUGAUUCCUCUUUGUUGCACAAAGAACUCGAAAAUCUGAAACAAGAGCAAUGUAGAGUGUUCAUCGUGCAUACUUCUUUAGAACUCGCGACGCGUAUUUUUGGAAUGGCUAAGGAAAAAAGGAUGAUGGAGAAGGAAUAUGUAUGGAUCACAACUGAUUCCAUUACAAGUUCGGUGCAUUCCAUGAAUUUUUCCUUAAUUUCCUCUAUGCAAGGUGUGGUAGGUGUGAGGAACUCUUUUUUGGAAACUGGACCUGAUUUCAAUAUUUUUUCGACAAGAUUUUAUGGGAUCUUUGGCCUGAAGUACCCCGAGGAAAAGCAUCACGAGCCUGGAAUCUUUGCGCUGCAGGCUUAUGAUGCUGUGUGGACAGCGGGAUUAGCAAUGAAUGAAGGUACCAACAGCAAUGGCCGGCAACUUUUGGAAACUAUUCUCAAAACAGAUUUCGACGGUUUAAGUGGGAACAUCCAGUUUACGCGGCAAAAAUUAGAGCCCACAACUCAAUUUCAGAUAAUCAAUAUAAUUGGAAAGCAUUAUAGAGAACUGGGAUUCUGGACUGAGAAUCUAGGAUUCUCCCAUACUAUAGAUCAUGGAGUGUACGACUUAUCCAUGGAGAGUUUAGGAGAUGUGAAUUGGCCAGGACUUGGAGGGCGAUCGUCUGCUCCAAGAGGAUGGGAUCUUCCGACAAUCGAAAAUCCUUUGAGAAUUCGAGUUCCCAAUGGAUCCAUUACAAACAAAUUCGUGAAAGUAGAUUAUGAUUCUUCUACAAAUAAGUACACCUUUUCGGAAUUUUCUGUGGAUGUGUUCAAUGAAACCACACAGCAUUUGAAGUACUCUCUAGAAUAUGAAUUCAUUCCUUUUGGAGGAACCUACACUGAUUUGGUAAAGAAAGUUCAAUCAAAGGAAUUUGAUGCAGCAGUUGGUGACAUCGCCAUAAUAUCAAAACGAUGUGAAUAUGUAGAAUUCACGCACUCUCAUACUGAGACAGGACUAGUAAUGGUAGUGCCAAUUCUAAGGCAUUCAAGCAGAGCUUGGCUGUUUGUGAAGCCCUUUACAAAAGCCAUGUGGUUUCUCACAUUUUUCAUUAAUGUCUUCAAUGGAUUCGUCGUAUGGAGUAUUGAGAGAAAUUACUGCUCUGAACUAAGAGGACCAGUUCUGAACCAAAUAGGCACUCUACUUUGGUUGGCUUUUGCAACACUGUUCUCAUUACGCGGUGAGAAAUUACAUAGCAAUUUGUCACGUAUGGCGACACUGGUAUGGCUUUUUGUGGCUCUGAUCAUCACACAAAGCUAUACAGCCAGCCUUUCGAGCAUGCUCACAAUGCAGAAUCUUAAACCAAAAAUAGCAAAUAUUGAGACACUAAAGAGCAAUAACGCGGUGAUUGGCUGCUCACAGAGGUCUUUCGUUAGGGAAUAUUUGGAGGGUCCUUUAGGCUUUAAAUCAAGCAACAUCAGGAAUUUCACGUCAACUGAUGAGUAUGCACAGGCUCUCAGAAGUGGUGCUAUUGCAGCAGCCUUUCUUGAAGCUCCUGUGGCUAAACUUUUUGUCGCCAAAUAUUGCAAGAGCUUCAUCAUUGCUGGUCCUACAUACCAAGUUGGAGGAUAUGGAUUUGUAUUUCCAAAGGGAUCCCUUAUACUUCCUGACAUAGAUGAAGCAUUACUGAAUGUUCGAGAAAAUGGGGUGCUGAAAGAUUUGGAGCAGGGAUUAAUAGCUUCUGAGCAAUGUGAAGAUAUUCCAUCAGACAAUGAAACUGCAAGUCUUAGCCCUCAGAGCUUUUUUGUGCUGUUUAUAAUUACAGGAGUCACAUCAUCAACAUCACUUUUAAUCUACUAUUUUCGGGCGAAAGACAGAUAUGAGAAUUCCAUGGCUCAAUAUAAAGGGAUUUGGAUUGCAAUAAUGAUGGUUUUGAACAAGUUGGGACAUCACAGAAACAGACUUUCAAGAAAAGUAAGUGAUGUUGCUGAUGAAAAUCCCGGGAAUUCACCAAAUAAUUUGCAUUCUCGGCCACAAGCCUAG